Molecule: messenger RNA, 870 nt
Organism: Rhizoctonia solani
Lineage: Eukaryota; Fungi; Basidiomycota; Agaricomycetes; Cantharellales; Ceratobasidiaceae
Product: intradiol ring-cleavage dioxygenase
Exons: 14
Coding region: 1-870 (289 amino acids)
Molecular function (GO): oxidoreductase activity, acting on single donors with incorporation of molecular oxygen, incorporation of two atoms of oxygen; ferric iron binding
Source: RefSeq, a predicted model, not a curated record
AUGAGAUUCCCACUCUCUACCAUUAUCACGUUUGUAUCUCUGGGCUUAUUGGCUCUUGCACACCCCGGUGACGACCACGAUGGUUCCGACAUGCUUACCCCCUCGGAACUGGCUGCUCGGGAGCUCGCUGCUGACCACCGCGCUGAGCUUGUCCGUAACUGUGCCCCACAGAUCGCAGCCUUCGAGGCUGAGCGCCGUGCCAAGCGCAACACAAUGAUGAAGCGUGCUACGGGUACGGAUACCGCUGUCGCUCCAAAAUACUCUACUAUCCAAAACACCACAUGUGUUACUGCCCCUGAGGUCACGGAGGGGCCAUACUAUAUCAAUAAUGAGUAUUACCGCACCGAUCUUCGUGAGACACAAUCAGGAGUCAAGCUCGUGCUAGACAUUGGUGUGAUGGACACUCGCACUUGUACCCCACUCCCGGCGGCCUUGGUUGAGCUUUGGGCUUGUAACGCAACUGGCGCUUAUGGUGGCUUUACCACAUCCAGCCGCCUUUCGGACAAAUUUACUUGGCUCCGCGGAGGUAGCGAAACCAAUGCUAAUGGGGUUGUUGAGUUGACUACAAUUUAUCCUGGAUUCUAUACUGGUCGUACUAUUCAUAUUCACACCAUGAUUCACACCGGCUGGACAAAGUCCACGAACGGAACUAUUGUCUCGAAGUCUGGAUCUCUACGUCAUAUCGGCCAGCUUUUCUUCCAGGAGUCGCUCAAUGAUCGAGUUCUCGCCCUUUCUCCGUACACUUCGACCAAUCAACGCCGAACCCUAAAUACUCAAGACGGGAUUUACGCACAGCAGAACUCUCGGGGCUUCAAUGGCGUGGUUGCAACUGAAUUAUUGGGAAGCACGAUUUCUGCUGGUAUACUGUAA